This is a messenger RNA of Sardina pilchardus (European sardine), 2402 nucleotides long. RefSeq names its product histone H4 transcription factor-like. NCBI's taxonomy places the organism in Eukaryota, Metazoa, Chordata, Actinopteri, Clupeiformes, Clupeidae. The coding region runs from base 209 to 1642 and encodes 477 amino acids. The transcript has 9 exons. The record is from RefSeq and is a predicted model, not a curated record.
AGUUUACUUUCAACAUGGAGCUUUGUCGAGGGCAUGUGGGUUACUACAGCGUGAUGUGAUAACAUGUAGGCGGUAGGCUAAGUAACCCUUUCCUGUACUUCAGAGGUAGCUUAUUGUUUGCUUGGGAGAAAGUAACUAAAGAUGUAGGCUGACAGCAGAAAGCACGUGCAUUGCAUGCGCUUCUGUCACAAUAUCUUGCCGCGCCAACAUGCCUCGUGCUAGCAAACGCGCUCGUAGAGAAGAUGUUUCAGUGGAGCUCGCAUGUGAGUGGGGACGCUGUGAAGCAAUGUUCAGUGAAAUGCAGGAAUAUUGUCGUCACGUAGAAGAACACCAAACUUCUACUGACUGCUUGGACACUGCAGAGGAUGACAUCGACUCCGUUUGCCUGUGGAGGGACUGUGGCUGUGCAAUGGACAGUGCGAUAUUACUGAGACAUGCUUUGUUCCACUGUUACCAUACCAAAUUGAAGCAGUGGGGACUGGCCAUCCUUCAGAAACGGCCCCGUCUCGGCACCUGUGUUGUGGGCCAGCAUAACCGCAACAUCAUUCCUGGGGUCCCGGACAGAUUUACAUGCCAUUGGGAGUACUGUGGGGUCUCUAUGGACAAUGCGGAGUGGUUCUAUCGCCAUGUUGAGAACCAUGUCCAGUCCUUGAGCGUGGCAUCCACUGGGAAACAACAGAAAAUGCUAUGCUGUGGCUGGACAGAUUGCAAGGCUGGAUAUAAGGGGCAAUUUAAGCUGCGUGAACAUGUGCGCAGCCACACCCAGGAGAAGAUAGUGGCGUGUCCAUUUUGUGGGGGGAUGUUUGCCAACAACACCAAAUUUUUUGACCACAUCCAACGGCAGACCACCACUGACGACCAGAAGUUCCUGUGUUCCCACUGUCUGAAGUCCUGGCCCACAGAGAGGUUACUGCGAGACCACAUGAGGAACCAUGUUAAUUCCUACAAAUGUACACUGUGUGACAUGACUUGUCCAUCCCCAUCUGCUGUCAAAAAACACAUGAAAUUCCGGCACAGCACUGAAAAACCAUAUCGUUGUGAGCUCUGUGAGUACAGCUGUAAAAAUGAGGCUGACUUGCUCAAACACUUUGACAAGCACAACCUGGAGCCUGUCUACCAUUGUGCCAGCUGCGAUUUCAACACUCAUUCCAUGCAGACCCUCAGAAGUCAUUACAAAAGGGUACAUGAGCUGGGAGAUUCAGCGCCCCGUUACGUGUGCCAUGUGUGCGAGCAGUCCUUCUCCAGAGGCAACAACCUGACUGUCCACCUACGCAAGAAACACCGCUUCAAGUGGCCCUCAGGACACGCCAGGGUCAGAUACAUAGAGAACCCAGACGGCGUCAUGCGGCUGCAGAUGUUUCGAUACGAGACCGCCGAGUUGACCGAGGCACCUGGAGCAGGACACCCCUCAGGCCAAUCUGCCCACGGCCAAGGCCCCGUGCUGGGCUGCAGGGCUGGAACAGCUGGGCCUCUCACGUCUGCAGAUGGAGCAAAUGGAGCCGAGAGGAGGAUGGGAACUAGUGCUGAACAACCAGUGGAUGGGACCGUGCAAGAGUACCUGGAGAAGGUGUGCCGUGAUUGGAUGGGUGAGGGGUCUGUGGAGACGCGUGCGUUGGCAGAGGAUGACUCGCUGAGGCAGUAGGUGCCCUAACCUGGAGUAUUGGACUGAGUAGUUUGCUGCACUUUAAGUGUGUUCCACUAACUGAACAUGUUGAUUCACAGGGAUGCAAAUCUUACAGGUAGUGAAUCUCUCAAGGCUUGGGUCAUGAAGGUAUUUUCAUAAACAAGUCUCAGUUUUUGAUGAUGUUUGGUGUUUGGACAGAUUUAUGGAGGUAUGCGGAGAUAAAUGCCAAGCAAGGCUCACUGGUCAUUCCACGUCAUCUUGAAAUGUCAAUGUUUAAAUAUAAAUCUUCUGCAGCUGGUCUUGUACUGUGCAUUAAACUGGAAUGUAGUGAGAGCAAUGCUUUAGAGCUAUCCACUGCUUAAAUAUGUUCAGGGUGGUGACAUGUCCUAGCACACAAUCAACACGGCCUGCUGAAUGUGUUUUCUAAAAGAAGUCAGAAUCUGACCAAACUGUUAGCCGUUAAUCAGUCAGCCUGGGCUGAUUUGUGAAGGGUGAAGCAUGUUGCUUCUGUUUUUUUUUUAUUGCACAAUGGUGUCCUCUGAUGGACAAUGAAAUGUCCAUAGCAUUUUGAUGCCUUGUUUUGGGUCUUGUCUGUGUGCCAUAGCCUCAGAAUUAUCAAAGUAGUUUUGUGGUUGUGUUGUUGUAACCCAUUUAAAGAUUGUCCCAGUUUCUUGUAUUCUUGCAUUUGAAGUCACCUGCACAAUUUUCUUGUCACCGUCGGCUAGUCGGUCACAAGAUGUUUCUCAGAACCCCUCCAGUAAAAUAUGAUCGAAUACAA